GAUACCAAAUAAAAAAUUGUCAUAAACAAAUUACUUACAUUUUUUCCCUUAGCCAUGUUAUUUAAUUUAAGUGUAGGUUUUUUCAUUGGAUUUGCUGUUCUGGUCACAGCUCAUGAUCUCGAAGUUCCGGAAAAAUUUGCCGAAAAUACACGAACGCACACAAACAACUGGGCCGUAUUGGUGGAUACGUCGCGGUUUUGGUUUAACUAUCGUCAUGUCGCGAAUGUACUGUCAAUUUAUCGAUCGGUUAAACGGCUCGGAAUACCAGACAGUCAAAUUAUUCUGAUGGUUGCCGAUGACAUGGCUUGCAAUGCACGAAAUCCACGACCAGCAACCGUUUUUAACAAUGCCAACCAACACAUCAACGUGUACGGUGACGAUGUUGAAGUGGAUUAUCGCGGUUAUGAAGUGACGGUGGAAAAUUUUGUACGACUUUUGACCGGACGAACACAAACCGGCACACCACGAUCCAAGAAACUGUUGACUGAUCCCGGCAGUAAUAUUCUUAUCUAUUUGACCGGGCAUGGUGGCGAUGGAUUUCUCAAAUUCCAAGAUUCCGAAGAAAUUACCAACCAUGAACUGGCCGAUGCAUUUGAACAAAUGUGGCAAAAGCAACGAUACAAUGAGAUUUUCUUCAUGAUUGACACUUGUCAAGCCGCUUCGAUGUACGAAAAAUUUUAUUCACCAAAUAUUUUGGCCGUGGCUAGCAGCUUAGUUGGCGAAGACUCACUUUCGCAUCACGUUGAUCCAGCCAUUGGUGUUUAUAUCAUUGAUCGAUACACAUAUUAUGCGUUGGAAUUUUUGGAAAGAGUCGAACCAAAGAGCAAAAGAACAAUCGGAGAAUUUUUGAAAGUGUGUCCAAAACGUGAGUGCAUCUCAACGGUUGGUGUGCGAAAGGAUUUGUAUCCAAAAGAUCCAAAUAAAGUGCCAAUCACCGAUUUCUUCGGUUCGUUACGUCCAACGGAAAUAUCAUCGGGUCAAGUCAAUGUGUCGUUGUCAAUUGAUGAUGUGGACUUCAACGAAAUGGAUAGCCGAAAUGCAAAUUUAUUGAAUGAAAAGCAUUCGCAUGUGUUCUACGAGCAAUUCCCAAGUCGGUUGUUCAACUAAGUCUAAAAUGAAAAUCGAAAUAAACCUAAGACAACCAAAGUGAUGAAAUUGAACAAAAUACGACAAUAAAAUGUAAAUUGUUUUUAAUAGAAGAAAA
Molecule: messenger RNA, 1204 nt
Organism: Sitodiplosis mosellana (orange wheat blossom midge)
Lineage: Eukaryota; Metazoa; Arthropoda; Insecta; Diptera; Cecidomyiidae
Gene: PIG-K
Product: putative GPI-anchor transamidase
Exons: 5
Coding region: 55-1107 (350 amino acids)
Biological process (GO): attachment of GPI anchor to protein; proteolysis; protein localization to cell surface
Cellular component (GO): GPI-anchor transamidase complex
Molecular function (GO): GPI-anchor transamidase activity
Source: RefSeq, a predicted model, not a curated record